Messenger RNA from Cryphonectria parasitica EP155, 429 nucleotides. RefSeq lists its product as uncharacterized. NCBI's taxonomy places the organism in Eukaryota, Fungi, Ascomycota, Sordariomycetes, Diaporthales, Cryphonectriaceae. Bases 1 to 429 code for a protein of 142 amino acids. The transcript has a single exon. The record is from RefSeq and is a predicted model, not a curated record.
AUGUACCGCCUUGCAGUCAGCCUGUCCCGCCGGGGCCCUCGCGUCCAAGUGCCCACCCUCCGCACGGGCACAACAAACAUAGGCGCAGCAGGCCUGCCGCCAACAUUCUCCCGCCCCGCUGGCUAUGCCACCUCGGCACCAGACAAGGACAAUGACACGGAGAGCGCCUCGGCCGUCGACGAGGACAUUUCUGCCAAGGGCCGCGCGGGUGGCGGCAAGCCACUUCCAAGCUCCGAGAACCCCCCGCCGAAGCCCAAGGUCAACAACGCCAGCGUGCCCGGCACAGGCAAGGACAAGCUCACCAAGGAGCAGCAGGAGGAGGUCGAUCGGCACAAUGCCGACUUUGAGAAGAAGCACGAUCGUGGGAGUAGCGCGGCGGAUGACAAGGUCGACAAGAACUUCUGGUCUGGCGGGAACGGGUCGCGUUGA